Messenger RNA from Triticum dicoccoides, 1647 nucleotides. Its product is annotated as beta-1,2-xylosyltransferase XYXT1-like. The record is from RefSeq and is a predicted model, not a curated record. Gene Ontology annotation, molecular function: glycosyltransferase activity. Bases 1 to 1542 code for a protein of 513 amino acids. The transcript has 4 exons. Lineage: Eukaryota; Viridiplantae; Streptophyta; Magnoliopsida; Poales; Poaceae.
AUGGCUGGCGACUGGUCCUCAUCGUCGUCGACGGCGGCCAAGGGCGUGGCGAGAAGGCUGGCUCGGCACCACCAGGCCGUGCUCGGAUUCCUGCUCGGUUUCUUCGUCAGCGUCGUACUCUACACCACGGUGUCCGGCCUGCUCCGGUUCACGAAUACCCUUGUCAUUCUACAGCCCACGCCGGGCGAGCGUACCGAACAAAGUGCCAGGACUGCUCCUCCUCUAGUGUUUUCGACGCCUAAUCAUUCUACUGAAGUAAAUGAUGCUGGUGGCAAGUUGGACGAAGUGCUCAUUCGGCAAGAACUCGGUCAAGAGGGUGAUGGGAAUAAUAGAAGCAACGUCAAACAUGGUGCUCCACGCAAGCCCAUCUGCGACCUGUCGGACCCUAGGUAUGCCAUCUGCGAGAUCUCUGGGGACGCCCGUGCCAUCGGCGCCAACUCUACCGUGUUCCAUGUCCCGCCUGCCGAUGAGCACGGCCCUGACGGCCUGGAAUGGGCCAUCCGAGACCAGUCUCGCAAGGACCUCGGAUACAUCGACAAGGUGAAUGUCAAGACCCUGAGCGCCGCCCAGUCGCGGGUGGCGCCGGAGUGCACCUCCCGGCACGCUGUCCCGGCCAUCGUGUUCGCCAUGAACGGGCUCACGUCCAACCCAUGGCACGACUUCAGCGACGUUCUGAUCCCGCUCUUCAUCACCACUCGCGCCUAUGAUGGCGAGAUCCAGUUCCUCGUCACCGAUCUCCGGCCGUGGUUUGUGGACAAGUACCGCCUCAUCCUCACCAACCUAUCACGCUAUGACAUCGUUGACUUCAACAAGGACACUGGUGUCCGGUGCUACCCACACAUCGUAGUCGGCCUACGCAGCCACGGCGACCUCAGCAUCGACCCGGCCCGCGCGCCGCACAACUACACAAUGCUGGACUUCCGCAUGUACAUCCGAGACGUCUUCUCACUGCCGCCAGAAGACCAAGGAAUCCCGUACAAGGAGGCUAACAAGAAGAACAAAAAUGGUGGCACUAGCAUGGAGGAACAAAAGCCUCGCCUCAUGCUCAUCAACCGCGCCGGGAUCAGGAAGUUCGUCAACCUUCCAGAGAUCUCCGCGGCGGUGCAGGCUGCCGGGUUCGAGGUGCUGAUCAUGGAGCCGCUCCGUGACAUGAGGCUCGAGGAAUUUUCUCGGCAGGUGGACUCGUGCGACGUGCUGAUGGGCGCGCACGGGGCCGCGCUCACAAGCUUCUUCUUCCUCCGCACCAACGCGGUCAUGCUACAGGUGGUGCCAUGGGGCUUAGAGAGGGAGGCUAUGAGUUACUUCGGCGUGCAUGCCAAGGACAUGAUGUUGCAGGACAUCGAGUACAGCAUCACCGUGGAGGAGAGCACGCUGUAUGAGAAGUAUGGCAAAGACCACCUGGCAGUACGUGACCCAGAGGCACUACGUAAGCAGGGGUGGCAGUUGUUAAGGAAGUACUUGUGGGACGAGCAGGACAUCAGGCUUAACGUCACCAGAUUUACUCCCACUCUACACCAGCUGCUUCGAACGCUCGGUAAAUAGAGGAUAGGAAAUACUCCCUCCGUUCCGAAAUAGAUGACUCAACUUUGUACUAACUUUAUAUUCUAUUUCAGAACGGAGGGCGUAGAUUACAAGAAGGUUGAAACA